AUGGAUGUUCCCUUGAUCACUAUCUCUCCUUCCGCACCCCACACGCAUACGGUUGUGUUCUUACAUGGACGCGGAGACACUGCCAAAAACUUUGCUUCAUCUCUGCAAUACUCAACAGACUCACACAACCGCACGCUACCGGAAAUAUUCCCUUCCUUUCGCUGGGUAUUCCCACAGGCAGAGAUACGGCAGUGUGUGGCCUUCCCUGGCGACAAAAUCUCGCAGUGGUUCGAUAUCUGGAACGUGAGCAACUUCUCCGACCAUGAGGAGCUACAAGCUACUGGUCUAAAAGAAAGCGUAACCAAUAUAAGACGCAUCCUUCCAAGUGAGGCUACCGUCUUAGGCGGUCAAUGGGACCAUCUCGUGCUUGCUGGCAUCAGCCAAGGCGCUGCGACUAGCGUGCAUACGUUACUGAAUUUGAGUCUGCCGCCGCUGGUAGACGGUCAGCAGGUGUCACGUAGGCUGGGCGCCUUCCUUGGUUUUUCGUGCAGGAUGCCAUUCCCUGGGAGAUCGCUCGUCGAGACGAGGAAAGUGCUUGCCUUGGAGGGCGUCACGGCUGAUGAUGAGGUUAUACGCAACACCCCUGUGUUGCUUGAACAUUGCAUCGAUGACCCCCUUGUUCUGGUGGGAAACGGCCGCGUCUUACGAGACACGCUGCGGGGAUUUGGCGCGCAAGUAAUGUGGAAGGAAUAUCCCAACGGAGGACACUGGUUUAACUCGCCGGUGGGAAUAGAUGAUGCUGCGGAGUUUCUGAACAACUAUGUUAUUAAGAAAGUAGGUGCUGGGACAAGUCUACCAAGCGAGACCCACGCAUUGCCCGAAUCGAUGGACUUAUCCUAG
Molecule: messenger RNA, 840 nt
Organism: Lachnellula hyalina
Lineage: Eukaryota; Fungi; Ascomycota; Leotiomycetes; Helotiales; Lachnaceae
Product: Acyl-protein thioesterase
Exons: 1
Coding region: 1-840 (279 amino acids)
Biological process (GO): protein depalmitoylation
Cellular component (GO): cytoplasm
Molecular function (GO): palmitoyl-(protein) hydrolase activity; carboxylic ester hydrolase activity
Source: RefSeq, a predicted model, not a curated record